CGCUAGCGACAGAUAGCUGUAGACAUGCCAACUUGAAGAGGGGUAUAUUCGAGAUUUGAUGUAUGCUUGACCCUUCAGCAACACCAAUCGAAAACCUAUUUCGCUCCUCCCGGACACCGUAGCCUCACAACAAAGCAACAAUUUUCCUACUAACGUGACAAAACUUUAAUGGGGACGCCAGAGACUUCUCGCGAGCCUUGUCCGGAUCGUAUUUUGGAUGACAUCGGCGGCGCUUUUGGUAUGGGGGCAGUGGGCGGCUCUGCCUUCCACUUCAUAAAAGGCGUCUACAACUCCCCCAGCGGGGCCCGUCUCAUUGGUGGCACCCAAGCCGUGCGGAUGAACGCGCCUCGUGUGGGUGGAAGCUUCGCCGUUUGGGGUGGCCUGUUUUCUGCCUUCGAUUGCACGAUGGUAUAUGUACGCCAGAAGGAGGACCCCUGGAACUCUAUCUUUGCGGGCGCCGCCACCGGCGGCUUUCUCUCUAUGAGACAAGGGCUGGGCGCUUCGGCUCGCUCAGCUGUUUUUGGUGGGAUUCUCCUCGCUUUGAUUGAAGGAGCUGGAAUCAUGCUCAAUAAGGUAAUGAGUGCUCCACAGAACAUGCCUAUCAUGAUUGACGAAUCAGUACCUGCUAUGGCUGGUGGACCUGGAUUCCCUAUGGGUCUUCCAGGCCAGUCUCAGCCUCAACCCCAGCCAGUGCAAGAGACGGCAUCGGCGAGUGGAUCUGAGUCUGGUUCAUGGUUCGGUGGUUGGUUUGGUGGAGGGAAGAAGGAGCCGGCGGCAAGCAGCGGAAGUAAGACGGAGAUUUUGGAGAGUUUCGAUGCGCCACCAGUGCCAAAUUUUGAAUAUAAGUAAAAAAUUAAGGUCCAAUUAGAGGACCUCAAAUUAUUAUUAUUACUAUUAUUUUUACUAGUUUCGUUAUUAGGUGGUAUUGAUUUUCUAACUGGUGGGCCUUUGCAGAACCAAACAUGACCGAUCCUAUGAUUUUACUGUCUAAUUUUUCGUUUGCUCUUUUCUUUUCCAUUGAUUAGUUACAAAAUUAGCAACCAUCAAUGUAUAAUAAACUUCCACUGCAAUUUUGUAUGUAUGCAUUGAAUUGAUUGUUGGAUGGUUAAUGUUCUGGAGCCAAACAUGAUGAACCUUAUGAUUUUCCUGUCUAAAUUUCAUUUGCUCUUUUCUUUC
Messenger RNA from Manihot esculenta (cassava), 1176 nucleotides. RefSeq names its product mitochondrial import inner membrane translocase subunit TIM17-2. Gene Ontology annotation, biological process: protein import into mitochondrial matrix. Lineage: Eukaryota; Viridiplantae; Streptophyta; Magnoliopsida; Malpighiales; Euphorbiaceae. Gene Ontology annotation, cellular component: mitochondrial inner membrane; TIM23 mitochondrial import inner membrane translocase complex. The transcript has a single exon. The coding region runs from base 169 to 849 and encodes 226 amino acids. The record is from RefSeq and is a predicted model, not a curated record. Gene Ontology annotation, molecular function: transmembrane protein transporter activity.